AUGUCCCUUACGCUGACCAAGGCUAUUCCUGCAGCCAAUGGAGUCCACCAUGAUGACUCCUUAGCUCUCGAUAAGGUCCAAGUAAAUGAGCCCCGCAUGAACGGCUUCUCUACCUCGGGGAUUAGCAAAUACCAGAACGAGGCAGUGGGCGACUUUGGAUGGGGGCCGUGGACCAUUCAAGAUGUCCUCAUUCCUCCAAAUGCAGGACGGGGUCUCAUAAAAAAGUACCAUCAGCGCCGUACUCUUUACCAAUACCUAGGACUGUCUUUGGCAGGCUUGUGGGUGUUUCAUAAUGUUUCAAACACUUCUUACAGAGCUGCUGCUCUCGGACUACUGUUCCCAGGUGCUGGGUUCACCGCCGUGGCCACCAUCCCAUCAAUACUAGCCUUCUUGGCCACUGUGGUUCUGAUACCGGUAACUGUGUUCAUCUGGUUUGCCAUGGGGGGGAUAUUUUUCCCGCUCGCUCUGUGGUUCGGUAGCAGUGUCGCCGCGAGCUUCAUGGCAGGCGACAAGUUAUUCGACCAGGCUCCUAUUUUUUGGGCAAUGUUUUGCUACGGAGGAGCGCUGUGGCUCAUGAGCAAUGCUCGGUCGUUGAAUGCCGCAGGGUACUCAAAAGCUCAGGAGCGCAAUAAGUACCUCGUCAAGGCUGUGCAGGAACAGCAAGCGACCGCCGUGCCAGCUCCCAUCCCCGGCUCUCGUGAACUUUCUUUGGAGACGCUGCGACAUGUACAGCAUGUCCUCGAACGUGGAUUGAGCGCUCGCGAUGACUUCAGCUACCACGACGUGAUUGAUCAAUUCCAGACUGGUGCUGUUCGCUACCAGCUAUACGGUGUUGUGGACGUUCUGAGCCUCUACCAGUGUCAUUAUGUUCCAGGCUUCCACGGAUACCUUUCAAAGGCUUCCCAAAACUGUAUUGAAAAGAGUUUGCAGAAGAAGAUCAUGUCGUACUGGAAAUGGGAAUCCAUUUUUGGAAGGUUUACCUUAAGCGAUUGGAACCCAAUCAAGAAGGAUAACAUUAUGGUAACUGGUUAUCUAAGCUCAGCUAUUGGGCUUUACGCUCAAGCAUCAGGCGAUAUGCGCUAUAACGAGAAGAACGCGUUAGAGUUUGUUAUUGACGAUGGCAAGCACUACAAGACAAACUACGAAGGACUUGCCGACGCUUUGCACGAAAACAUGACCGAAAACCCAUACUGUCUCUACCCGUGCGAACCCAACUGGACGUAUUCCCUCUGCAAUCUCACCGGAAUGGCUGGGCUCGUCAUUUCAGACAGAAUCCUCGGGCGUGAUCUUGGUCAGAAGCUCCGAAACCGUUUCGAGAGGUCUCUUGAAGAAGAAUUCACUGAGUGCGACGGUCGAAUCCUGCCUAUUCGCAGUGAGUUCACAGGUCUUACGCUCCCUGGCUUAUGCGGCACUUUGACCGAUUGCAUUAAUGCCAAGCUCCUGACUGCGUAUCUUCCUCAUCUAGCCCACCGCACUUGGGCAAUCAUUCGCAAGGAAUUCAUAACCUAUGACAAGAAUGGCCAGUUGCAGGUCCGCGACCUCAAGGGUGCGGAUAAGAUGGACCCUGGAAACUACCGUGGUGGUGAAGGUGCCCUUCGUGCAUUCAUCGCUGCCACAGCAGCUGAGUUCGGUAAUGAGAAAAUCCGCCAGGAGGCACUGGACCAGCUCGACCAGAUCUACUUCCCCGUCGAGACCACAAAGUCAGGUGCUCAUUACAAUAAGGGACUGUCCACCACGUCACAGAAUAUUGCCCUCAUGGCUCGCCUUGUCAAGCACCGUGACCUGGCCAAUGCUACACUUCACGGACCGAGCAAGCAUGCGCUUGAAGGUCCCCUGCUCGAGGGGGCGCCGUUCCCUGACGUUCUGGUGGCUAAGGCGUAUAGCCCCGAUGGCAAAAGCCUAGAUCUUGUUCUCUACAACGGAAAUGAUGCAGGCACCUUCGAGCUUGGAUUUGAGAGGCUUGUUCCGCACCAGCGGUACGCUCUGAGCACAGGCGAUUACAUCACUGCGGACAGAUUUGGAGAAGCGAAGUAUCAAGCCAGGAUCAAUGGUCGCACACAGAUCGUUCUCAGUCCUAUUUCUUGA
This is a messenger RNA of Neoarthrinium moseri, 2085 nucleotides long. RefSeq lists its product as uncharacterized. The transcript has 7 exons. NCBI's taxonomy places the organism in Eukaryota, Fungi, Ascomycota, Sordariomycetes, Amphisphaeriales, Apiosporaceae. Bases 1 to 2085 code for a protein of 694 amino acids. The record is from RefSeq and is a predicted model, not a curated record.